AUGGUUGACAAUGAAAUCGACGGAGAUUUGGAAAGAGAAUAUUCGCCAAGUUUGCACACAAAACGAUUCCAGGAUUGCGACAAACCCAAUGAAGAAGUUUUAAAGAAUUUUGUAAAUGUUUCACGAGAAGCAACGUCUUUAGCUCGUCGUUUGUAUAAAACUCGUUUGGAUAUCCGCUAUGGAGGAAAAAAUGAUAAUCAACUACUUGACAUUUACUAUAAGGAGCAGGAACAUGAUACACCAAUUUUAGUUUUCAUUCACGGCGGUUAUUGGCAAGAAUUGGAUAAAUCAACAGCCGGUCCAAUUGUACACACCUUUGUCGAACACAACUAUCGUGUACUGUUGGUAGACUAUGACCUAUGCCCCAAUGUGACUUUGGAACAAUUAACCCAACAAAUUACAAACUUCUAUAAAUGGCUGAAAAUAUAUGCCCAUAAUACUGGAGCCACUAAAAUAUCCAUUUGUGGUCAUUCUGCAGGUGCUCAUUUAGCGUUGCAAUUAUUUGAUGAUGAAUUUUCGAAAUUACAAUUUUCUUUGGAUUUUAUCGAUCACGUGUUUCUGAUUAGUGGUCUAUAUGAUUUGCGUCAAUUGUGGCUAUUGAAUUGUACCAAUUCCAAUAAUCUUCUAGGUUUGGACGAUAAUUCGGCAACUAAAUUAUCUCCAAUUUGUUGUGAAUACAAUGAUGAGCUGAUCGACAAAUAUCGACAACAAAAUAUUCAUUUGCAUCUUAUUGUCGCGGAAAACGAUAGCAGCAUUUUUAAAACGCAAUCUCAAAAUUAUGCCCAUAAACUGAUGCAGUUAAAUAUGAAUGUGAAUUAUCGUGUCUUUAAAUGUUAUGAUCAUUUUGAUAUAAUUGAAGAAUGUUCGAAUUCUAGUUCAGAUAUUAGCCGUUAUAUGAAGAAUGAAAUGAAAAUAUAA
Musca vetustissima is the source of this 918-nucleotide messenger RNA. Its product is annotated as kynurenine formamidase. Lineage: Eukaryota; Metazoa; Arthropoda; Insecta; Diptera; Muscidae. Bases 1 to 918 code for a protein of 305 amino acids. The transcript is spliced from 3 exons. The record is from RefSeq and is a predicted model, not a curated record.